CACGCCGAUCGGACGCGGGUUCACGCACGAAGCGGCGGCACCGACCCACGGCGCGGUGUGUGUGUCUGUGUGUGUGCGUGUGUGUGCGUGUGUGUGUGUGUGCGUGUGUAGCAGAGCAGCAGGCUGUGACCCGCAGAGACCAAAGUGACACCGAGAGCGAUGAGAAAGAAGCAGACUGCCAAACAAAGGAAGACUGAGGAGACGACAGUGGUGGUCCAGGAGUUUGUGGUGGAGAAGAUCAUCCGCCGCAGGGUCGCUGACGGGAGAGUGGAGUACUUCCUGAAGUGGAAAGGCUUCACCGAUGCGGACAACACGUGGGAACCCGAGGACAACCUGGACUGUCCCGAGCUCAUCAACGAGUUCCUGAGGAACGCCCUCCAUCUCGGGUAUGAGAAUGAGGAAGAGCACAGCGAGUUCAUUCCCAAAGAAGAAAUGACAGAGCAAGAGACGGAAAUUUCCUGCCUGCAGCCUCAGCAGCAGGCCUGCACUCUGCAGAGCGACGGCGACGGCCUCCAGCCGAGCGACGGGCGUUCAGACUCCCCCGCCGACCUCGGCACUUACCUCGAGCCCGAAUGCAUCAUCGGCUCCACAGACAGACAGGGAGAGCUCAUGUUCCUCGUCAAAUGGAAGGACUCGGAUGACGUGGCUCUGCUGCCUGCGCAUGAAGCCAGCGCCAGGUGUCCCCAGGUGGUCAUCGACUUCUACGAGCAGAAGCUGACCUGGCACUGUGGAGACGAGGAGCCGUGAAGCACUCGCGUGUGUUAGCGUGUUCGCGGGUUUGUGUGUGUGUUUUUGUUUUGAGUACGGAGGAGAACUGGUAAGCGGCUGCGUCCUCACCCGAAGCUUAGUUUAACCUCCAUCCAGUGUCCUCCUCCAGCUGACAUUAGAAGCACGCUGUGUGAAAUUGCAUCCCGCCGCAGGUAAGAGUUUCGGAAUCUGUCGGGUGGAAGAACCUCAGCGGGGACGGAUGUUCAGGGCUCUCUGUCCCGUGGUGCUCAGGAAGGUCACUGUGCCUUUGUGGAGACUGUGAUGGAGACUUAAACUAACCUGUGUGUGAAGAGCAGCCGCUCUGAGGUCAGACGAACCUGUAGCAGCUUUGGUCGUGUGUCAUCAUGUAGCCGACACAAUCACUGUGGACAUGUGUUUUGUUUUCAAGACUACUGUUAUAUAGUAAUUUAGUAUCUCUAGUCCUCCACUGGGAGGGGUCCCUGGUUUAGUGUGAGUGUUUUCUCUUGUAUAGCGACACUCUGUAGGCAGAGUGAACUAACUGUUGUCCGAUCUGUACCUCCAGUGCACCUAGCUUUAAGUUGGAUUGUCUCCACUAGAGCCCGACUGACAUGGCUGUUUGGAGGCUGAUGCCUCUAGUGCAGGGGUUUUCAACUGGUUUUGUCAACUAGAAAGUAAUCCGCGGCCCACUGAUGUGCCUUCGCGCGCGCGUGCCUGUGUGCAUGUGGAUAGAAGGAAGUUUUAACAUUUGGUUUUCAAUGUUGGUUUUAUUUAAAAACCUCCAACAAAUCUAUAUCUACCUAAAAACCUCAAACAAAUCUAGAAAAAUCUGUGUAAAAACAACAAAAACGGUUGAUUUUCAGUGCUUAAGAAUUGGAAACAAAAUUAAAAUUUGUAGUUGUACUGCAUCUCAGAACCAUAUGAACAUCAAUAUAUAACGUUCAUGUCUUAAAUGUACAGACAUGUAGCUGACAUGUUGAGAGAAUGUUAAAGUAACGGUGAUCAAUAACAAUCAACAUAAACUGGGGCUACAACUGAAGAGGGAAGAUGACAAAGUAAUGCAGAAUAUGUCACAAAUGAUAAUUAUACAAUAUCACACAAACAAUUGAGGCCUACUUAAGUUUAAAUUCAUGAUCACCAGAACCUUUAUAUUAUACUUUUCUUAUAUAUAUUUUUCACGAUAUUGAGAGUAAUCUGGAAAUGUGUCGAAAUAUCAAAGCAAAUUUUGCGGACCCCCUGCAAUGCCGUCGCGGACCACCAG
This is a messenger RNA of Limanda limanda (common dab), 1987 nucleotides long. RefSeq names its product chromobox homolog 3b (gene cbx3b). Lineage: Eukaryota; Metazoa; Chordata; Actinopteri; Pleuronectiformes; Pleuronectidae. Gene Ontology annotation, biological process: negative regulation of transcription by RNA polymerase II; chromatin organization. Bases 160 to 747 code for a protein of 195 amino acids. Gene Ontology annotation, molecular function: chromatin binding. The transcript is spliced from 5 exons. The record is from RefSeq and is a predicted model, not a curated record. Gene Ontology annotation, cellular component: pericentric heterochromatin; nucleus.